AUGGAAAAGUCUAGUAUUGAUUUGAAUCGUGAAACAUCAUCGACAUCUAUCUCUGAAACCCAACCUGAACAUAGUGUUGAAGGGUUGGAAAAUGUAGUUCUACACAAUGAAGAUGAAUCAAGGCAUAAAUGUAAAGUCAAAUGGAGCAAGGAAGCCACUAUACUUCUGAUAAGUGGAUGGCUUAAUACAUGUAAGGAUGCCAUUGUGGGGAAUGACCAGACUUCUACACAUUUCUGGGCUCGAAUCGCAGAUUACUUCAACACCAACCAAAAAGGUGAGCAAGCAAGGACUGGAAGGCAAUGCAAAGACCAUUGGAACAAGAUGAAUCAAAAGGUGGCGCAAUUCAAUGGAUUUUAUAAACGAGUUCAAUUAGCACAUCACAGUGGUUGGUCUGAUGAGCAAAUUCUUGAGAAUGUACAUCAAUUGUACAAAUCUGAAAAUAACAACUCAAAUUUUCUGCUUGUGGACUGUUGGAGAUUGCUAAAGGAUGAGCCGAAAUGGAAUACAAUGUACCAACCAAAAGGUGGUAAGAGAACAAAGGUGUCAGAUACAGGGGCAUUUACUUCUUCAUCCAAUGCAGACAUCAGUGAUGAUGAAGUACGUGAAGUGCGCCCUACUGGCCAAAAGGCAGCAACGAGAAAAGGGAAGGAAAAAAAAGACACACAUGCUAGAUUUAUAGAGAUUAGUGAACGGAAAGCAUCUGCAUUGGAGAAAUUGGUGGCGAUAAAGGAGAAAGAGGCGACGAUAAAGGAGAAAGAGGCAGAAGAUAAUAGGAUGACAAAAUUCAUGGAUUAUCUCAUCAUGGACACGUCGCAUAUGACUCAUGAACAAAAGAAAGAUCAUGAAAACUUGUGUACUUAUAUUAAGAAUAAUAUCCUGAAUUCAACAAUGGAUUCGCCAAAUUCUCCGAAUCCAUACGACAAUAUGAGUCUAGAGGAUAUCAUAAUUGCAGAGUGUACUGACGAUCAUGAUGAUCAAUAUUUCAAAGCGCUCAUGGAUGGGGGUAGCUCAACAAGACAAGGAAGAAAGAGAGCCCACAUUGAUAGAGGUCAUGCAGAAGGACACCAACGUUUGUUCGAUGACUACUUUUCUGAUGAACCGGUGUAUAAAGAAUAUCAAUUUCGAAUAAGAUUUAGAAUGCGUAGACAUGUAUUCCUACGCAUAGUGCAAGCUCUAGAAAAUCAUUCAGAGUAUUUCCAUACGAGGUUUGAUGCAGUCGGUAGAAGGGGGCUUUCGCCAUUACAAAAGUGCACCGCUGCUAUGCGAAUGUUGGCAUAUGGAGCGCCUGCCGAUUAUGUUGAUGAGUAUGUUCGAAUUGGUGAAACUACCGCUAUUGAAUGUCUAGUCAAUUUCGUUCGAGGAGUGAAUGAUAUUUUUGGGACCGAAUAUUUAAGACGGCCCAAUGCUGGGGACAUUCGUCGCUUACUUCAAAUAGGGGAGGUGCGUGGUUUUCCAGGCAUGUUGGGAAGCAUUGAUUGUAUGCACUGGGAAUGGAAAAAUUGCCCAGUUGCAUGGAAAGGAAAAUUCACGCGAGGUGAUCACGGCAGGCCAACAAUCAUGCUCGAAGCAAUUGCAUCACAAGAUCUCUGGAUAUGGCAUGCAUUUUUUGGUGUUCCGGGAUCCAAUAAUGAUUUGAACGUGUUAAAUCAAUCCCCAUUAUUCACUGAAAUCUUACAAGGGCAAGCUCCAAGAGUUGAGUUUACAAUAAAUGGCACACAAUACAACAAUGGGUACUAUCUAGUAGAUGGUAUCUAUCCAGAGUGGGGUGCAUUUGUUAAAACUAUCCCACUACCUCAAGGAGAGAAAAGAAAAUUAUUUGCUCAAUGCCAAGAAGCGGUACGUACAGAUGUUGAGCGAGCAUUUGGAGUACUUCAAUCUCGUUUUGCUAUUGUACGAGGACCAGCACGUUUUUGGCAAAGAGAUGUUCUCAAAGAUAUUAUGUAUGCAUGCAUCAUAUUGCACAAUAUUAUUGUCGAGGAUGAAAGAGAUGCAUAUGAGAGUUUGGUUGAUUUUAAUUAUGAUGAUGGCCCUACAGACACCCCAACAGUUGAAGUAUUGCAUGGACCUAUUUCAGACUUCCCGACAAUGCUGCAAAGAAAUGCUGAAAUUCGUGAUAGAAAUAUUCAUCGCAAUCUUCAAGCAGACUUGGUGGAACACAUAUGGUCAAAAUUUGGAAAUCAUUUUAAUUAGUUUUUUUUUAAUUAUGUUAGA
Molecule: messenger RNA, 2211 nt
Organism: Humulus lupulus (European hop)
Lineage: Eukaryota; Viridiplantae; Streptophyta; Magnoliopsida; Rosales; Cannabaceae
Exons: 2
Coding region: 1-2190 (729 amino acids)
Source: RefSeq, a predicted model, not a curated record